AUGUCGCCCGCUUUAGAGAAUCAAGAGACGUUGGGGCAACCAUCGGUAAAAGAGAAACAUGAAAGUGCCGCUGACAAACGCCAAGACCCAGAGCUUACUGUAGUAAUCGAGGACUUGCUGGAACAGAUGCAAGAGAAGUUCAAUCACAUGGGAGGUUCAAUUAUGGGGAAAAUGGACGAAAUGGGCACACGCAUGGACGAAUUGGAACGUAGCAUUGGACAGCUUAUGGAACAGACUGGACUGGAGAACCCCACCACUACUCCAGCGCUGCAUCGGAACUCUCCCACAGCAAAAGAGAACAGUGAAGUUUCUGCACCUGCGAGCUCAGUAGAGAUCUAA
This is a messenger RNA of Phaeodactylum tricornutum CCAP 1055/1, 339 nucleotides long. RefSeq lists its product with no specific name. NCBI's taxonomy places the organism in Eukaryota, Bacillariophyta, Bacillariophyceae, Surirellales, Neidiaceae. Gene Ontology annotation, cellular component: cytosol; nucleus. The record is from RefSeq and is a predicted model, not a curated record. The transcript is spliced from 2 exons. Bases 1 to 339 code for a protein of 112 amino acids. Gene Ontology annotation, biological process: cellular heat acclimation. Gene Ontology annotation, molecular function: transcription corepressor activity.